This is a messenger RNA of Fimicolochytrium jonesii, 1697 nucleotides long. RefSeq lists its product as uncharacterized. Gene Ontology annotation, cellular component: plasma membrane. The transcript has 6 exons. Bases 80 to 1609 code for a protein of 509 amino acids. Gene Ontology annotation, biological process: cell-cell adhesion. Gene Ontology annotation, molecular function: myosin binding. The record is from RefSeq and is a predicted model, not a curated record. Lineage: Eukaryota; Fungi; Chytridiomycota; Chytridiomycetes; Spizellomycetales; Powellomycetaceae.
CUUCAGACUCCAGAGCUUCUCAACCCAGUGACAGACGCGUUGUCUGCGUUGUGGGAUUGACGCUUUCUCAGGAAAACAAAUGUCCGCGACGACAGCUGCAGGUCCAGACUCCAGCUUGCUCACUGAGGAGCUCGUCGUCUAUGACGGGUCGCCCCUCGCUGCGUACUUUCAAGAACAAGAUGCUUCGGAAAUCGCGUUACCGGACGAUACACAGCCUUCUACAUAUGAGCCCGGCAACAUAAGCGCACGAGAUUGGGAAGGGGAGCGCAUGGUUGUCUCGUCAAGAGCGCUGGGGGUUCUGGGCACUAUGAUUUUCGGCUUCGCGUGGUGCUUCUAUGCGCGGAGAUGGAAAGCUGUUCGACACUUGGUGUGGCCGAUGACGAUCGGUAUUGUGGGGCUGGGUAUUGGAGGAUUGUGGGAUGCAUGGCAUCGGCAACGGAUCACCUCGUUCCACAACCGCAUACUCGACCACCUCGAAAGCUUCCUAAGUCGCCUAACAAACAUUAAUACCGCAUCACGAAAAGCCAUCCGCUUCAUCCAAGAAGUAGAACUCGUGGCCCGAGGGUACAAUGUAUCUCAGACCCUUCCCCCCAUCACGCGCAUCGAGCAAGCAACGACUGCGAAGCGCCUGUUACAGCUCCGGCAAGCGUUGCAUGUCUCACUAUCUGCUGCUUCUACCGCUUUGCAGGAGUUGCAUUCACAUGUGAAAGGCAACCCUGCUGUUGGAUCCAGCAUCCCCGGCUAUGUAGCGCCAAAUGAUGUCCUCUCGUUGUCGCUAAUCAAAGGGCAAGCCGAAGAGCUGGAGGAGACCGUGGUAGAAGUGUUGGCUGCCCUUCUUCUGGGGUGUCCCACCGAAGAUGGCAUGACUGAGCAAUGGAGCGCGAUCGAUGAUGAGAUGGUGAAAGUAGGACGCGUCAUAGCGGACGAAUACCCGCUUGUCAUACAGACGAUGGAGAGGGAAGAAGGACUGAUCUCAUCCGCCCCACCAACCGCCGACGCAAAAGCUGCCUCCAACCCACCCCCACCCUCAACCACCGCCCCCUUUCUCACCCACGCCACAAUCCUCUCCCAAACCCUCCAUCAAAUGAAACUGAAGCUCCUCGUCUGCAUCCAAGAUCUCCAGCUCACCACCGACCCACCCACACAGCAAACCAUCGACGUAUUUACAUCCCGGCUGUCCACGCUCGACAACGAUUUGGAGCGUCUGCGGAGUGGGUUGGCGGAGACUCGGGAUGCGGUGGCGAUGAUGCUGGAUCCGGUGACGGUGGAUGUAAAAAUUGGUGGGCAGGGCCUGCAGAGCAGUGAACAAAUUGCUGCUGAAGAAGGGGAGGAGUUGGCUGUGCACGAUGCGGUUGAAGUUGUUGGGCUAUGUGAUGGCGAUGCUGGGGUGUGGGAGGCGAGUGGAGGUGUGGGGGAGAGAGAGGGCGGGAAGGCGAAGACCAGCCGAGAAAGUCGACUGAAAGCGCAAAAGACGAAGCGUGCUGUCGACGCAAAGGUGAAAGCGGACCGUGAGGUUCAAGCUACGCUCAUGAGUGAGCUGAAGACGGUGCUUGAAGGCCGGGCGGCGGUGGCGGGUCCUGCUCCUGCUGUAAGCAAGGACGGGACAUGAGCCCCUCAAGUGGAAUAGCCCCGACUGUAAUUACCUACUGCCUCAUCGCGGACCAUAGGGUCGGCGAGAAUACAGAUCAUUGCCGGGG